UCAUCGGUAUCCAUCAUCAGUCACUUCAUAGCAUCCGAUCAACCUCAUCAAGAGUAACACACAAAAAACCAAAUCGUCGGUCCGAGAUGUACAAGUUCAUCGUAGUCGUUGCUUGUUUGGCUGCUUUGGCCGCCGCUCUGCCGUACAAGCCCGCCCCUGAGCCACACCACAAACCGAAGGAAGCUCAUCACCACCCACAGUAUAAGUUCGAGUAUGGCGUUAAGGAUGGCCACACCGGCGACCACAAGACCCAGUGGGAACACCGCGACGGAGACCACGUGAAGGGACAGUACACUCUGGAAGAAGCCGACGGUGGCCACCGUGUGGUUGAGUAUGAAUCCGAUGCCCACGGAGGAAUCCAGAUUCAGGUUAAGAAAGUGGGCGGCCAUGGUCCGGCUCCGAAGGUUCACGAACCGUUGCCAGUUGUGCCGGUUAAGACGGGAAAGACCACCCACCAUCAUGGUGGAGAGAGCUACGCCAACCUGAAGAAGCACCGCCAUUGAGUCUUGGUACCGAAGUGUGACUGAACUUCCUGGAAGGAAUCGUUGAUCGUUUCCUGUAUGGAAGAAUGUUUUUAAAAUGUGAUAGUUAAUUUAAAGCAAAAAAUAAAACACUUAAAUGAAAAUAUUUUAUAUAAAAA
Messenger RNA from Aedes albopictus (Asian tiger mosquito), 640 nucleotides. RefSeq names its product cuticle protein 7-like. Lineage: Eukaryota; Metazoa; Arthropoda; Insecta; Diptera; Culicidae. The transcript has 2 exons. Gene Ontology annotation, cellular component: extracellular matrix. The record is from RefSeq and is a predicted model, not a curated record. The coding region runs from base 87 to 503 and encodes 138 amino acids.